Molecule: messenger RNA, 1416 nt
Organism: Cuculus canorus (common cuckoo)
Lineage: Eukaryota; Metazoa; Chordata; Aves; Cuculiformes; Cuculidae
Exons: 3
Coding region: 202-876 (224 amino acids)
Source: RefSeq, a predicted model, not a curated record
UUCGGCAGUGUCGCUGAGGCGUGUACGGAGCGCGGCCCCCGCACCCCGUGCCUUUCCCUCUCCACCCGCCAAACCCUGUGCCUUUCCCUUUCCAUCGCGCCGCUUAAGCGCGAGUCGGGGCAAUCCAAAAGCCCCGACAGGUUCCCAGCGAAGCUUGGGGUCACUGGCAUGUAAAAGGAUCCCAGCUCCAGAGGUUCAGGGAUGUGGGCAGGGCGUACGGAUUCCACAUCUCUGAGUCCUUUACAGAUGCGGGGAAGAAUGGCUGGAAAGCUGCCUGGAGGAGAAGGACCUGGGGGUGUUGGUUGCAGGCGACUGAACAUGAGCCAGCAGUGUGCCCAGGUGGCCAAGAAGGCCAAUGGUAUCUUGGUUUGUAUCAGAAACGGUGUGACCAGCAGGUCCAGGGAGGUUAUUCUGCCCCUGGACUCAGCACUGGUGAGACCGCACUUCGAAUACUGUGUUCGGUUCUGGGCCCCUCACCACAAGAAGGAUGUUGAGGCUCUGGAGUGUGUCCAGAGAAGAGCAGUGAAGCUGGUGAUGGGGCUGGAGAACAAGUCUUACGAGGAGCAGCUGAGAGAGCUGGGGUUAUUUAGCCUGGAGAAGAGGAGGCUGAGAGGAAACCUUAUUGCUCUCUACAACUAUCUGAAAAGAGGUUGUAGAGAGGAGGGUGCUGACCUCUUCUCCCAAUUGAUAGGGUACAGGACAAGGGGGAAUGGCCUCAAGAUGCGCCAGGGCAUGUUCAGUCUGGAUAUCAGAAAGAAAAUUUUCAUAGAAAGGGUCAUUGGGCACUGGAACAGGCUGCCCAGGGAGGUGGUUGAGUGCCCAUCCCUGGAGGUAUUUAAAAGAUGUGUAGAUGAGGUGCUCAGGGACAUGAUUUAGUGGCAGAUAGGAAUGGCUGGACUCAUGAUCCAAGAGGUCUUUUCUAGCUUGGUGAUUCUAUGAUUUAAUGCUGCCAAGAGAGUUUUCAUUUGCAACAAAUAAAUGCAAGCAACUUGUAAAUAUAUACUUAUUAAUUUGUGUAUUUUUUUCUUCACUUGCUUACACUUGCCUGUAGAACUACUAAGGUAUAUUCCUGUAGUGCUUGUUUUCCUGCAGUAAUUUCCUUAAGGAACACUGGCAGUCAAUGAAGCAGGAGCCGAUGACAUACCGCACAGCAUCACAGACCCUACACAACCGAAACUGUUGGAGUGACAGAAACACAUGGAUAUUUGUAGUUCUUCAAGACUUGUCUGCUUGGCUUGCAAAUUUGUGAUUCCCGAUUAAAACCAAAAUAUAGUUUCAUUUCUCUGACUUCACCAGUGUCCUGAGAUACACGUGGCAACAAUAAAGACAGGGACAAAGUUUCAACCUUCCAAAUCUUGAUAUCAGAGCUGUCAGGCUUUUGAGGGGUCCAGGCUCCCAGUGUCUUAAAAUAUCUAA